Molecule: messenger RNA, 3135 nt
Organism: Betta splendens (Siamese fighting fish)
Lineage: Eukaryota; Metazoa; Chordata; Actinopteri; Anabantiformes; Osphronemidae
Exons: 24
Coding region: 302-2899 (865 amino acids)
Biological process (GO): RNA processing
Cellular component (GO): nucleus
Molecular function (GO): RNA binding
Source: RefSeq, a predicted model, not a curated record
ACCAAACACAGCAGCCAACCAUCCUCGCGCUGAGCUCCGGUCGGACAACUCGCCUCCUCGUAGCAUGUUGUCAUAGAAAUCAAGCGUCGUCGCAGCCCGGACGAUGAAGCCCGAGCGUUUAGCCGCACGUCCUGUAGUAAGCUGCGGUUGUAGCUGAGGAGUGGAGCUCGGUGCAUGCACUUUAUUAGCAUCCCGUGUGGUCAGCGGUCGGGCCGCCGCGUUUUGACGUUAACGGCACGAACGCCAGGCUGUUGUUAGCAAGCUAGGAGGACUGCGCUGGAACGCUAGCAGUGGUUUGACCAUGGCAGACAGGAAGGGGAAACCGGUCACCCCAAUCAGAACACUCACAAAGAAAGAACAAGAAGAGCUCAAAAAAAAGGAGGAGGAGAAAGCAGCGGAGGUCUUUGAAGAAUUUGUAGCAUCAUUUGAGACCAAUGACAAAAGCGGAGUGAAAACAUUUGUCCGUGGGGGAGUUGUGAACGCAACUAAAGAAGAGGAAUUGGCAGAAGUCAAGAAAUCUAAGCUGUAUCGACCUGCUACAAAAUCUUUCUCUGUGUCCCAGUACGUCCCACCUGUAUCAUCCACAGAAAGCAAAAAAUCUGCAUUUAAACGAAAGUCAGAGGAAAAGAAGAAGAGCAAUCUUGAACUCUUUAAAGAAGAACUGAAGCUUAUACAAGAAGAGCGUGAGGAAAGACACAAAAGAAAGAAAACUGACCCAGGGGGAGGAGGAGGAUAUGGACAUCUAGACGUAGCAAUAUCUGGACGAUCUACAUUAUAUGAUGACCUAACAGUGCCGACCACCACUAACCUCUACAUCAGCUGCAUUAGUCCAAAGAUGAAUGAGGAAAUGCUCUGCAAAGAGUUUGGUAAGUAUGGUCCACUGGCCAGUGUGAAGAUUAUGUGGCCCCGUACAGACGAGGAGCGAUGCAGGACCUCCAACAGAGCGUUUGUGGCUUUCAUGACACGGAAAGAUGCAGAGAGAGCCCUGGCUGCACUUGAAGGUAAAGUGAUUAUGGGUUUUGAAAUGAAGCUAGGGUGGGGAAAACCAGCUCGCAUUCCACCUCAGCCUCUCUAUACACCGGUGGGGGUAAGGGCCACCAUGCCACCUGUGUCUGGGCUUCCUUUCAACGCUCAGCCAAGAGAUCGCUUCCGCAACGACUUCACCAAGCCGCUGGGCAUGUCCAAAGGGGAGCUCGACAAGACUCUGUCCGAAGCCAUAGUCAAAGUGGUUAUCCCAGCGGAAAGGAAUCUAUUAUUCCUGAUCCACAGGACGAUAGAGUUUGUGGUGCGAGAAGGCCCCGUGUUUGAAGCCAUAAUAAUGAACAAAGAGAGAAACAAUCCAGAAUACAAGUUCCUAUUUGACAACAAAAGCCAAGAUCAUGUUUAUUAUCGUUGGAAACUGUUUUCUAUCCUCCAGGGAGAAUCUCUGACAGAGUGGAGGACCACAGAUUUUCGGAUGUUUCGAGGAGGCUCUUUAUGGAGACCCCCCGUCAUAAACAGCUACUGUCAGAGAGGUGACGAUAGCGCAGAGGGGGAGGAGGCUUCUCCCGAAGAGGAGGUGAAAAAGGGACAGCUCCGAUCUGAGCACAAACAGAGACUGGAGAUGUUGAUUAAAGCGCUUACUCCCAGCAGAGAAGACAUUGCCAACGCCAUGCUGUUCUGCCUCGAGCGAGCAGAUGCAGCAGAGGAAGUAGUGGCUCUCAUCACUGAAUCGUUCUCGCUACUUCAGACACCCCUGCAGAAAAAGAUUGCCAGAUUGUAUCUUGUGUCAGACAUCUUGCACAACUCUUGUGCCAAAGUAGCUGGUGCAUCAUAUUAUCGUAAAUAUUUUGAAGCAAAGCUACCGGAGAUAUUUAAAGACCUUUAUGCAGCACACAGAAACAUACAAGGCAGACUGCAGGCUGAGCAGUUUAAGCAAAAGGUCAUGAGUUGUUUUCGAGCGUGGGAAGACUGGGCCAUUUACCCAGAUUCCUAUCUAAUCCACCUGCAAAACAUCUUUUUGGGCUUUACUAAAGCAGUAGAGGAGGUAACGGAGAUUGCAAAGGAACCAUCUGUUGAUCUAGAUGGUGCUCCAAUGGACAGCACAGAUAUAGAUGGCUUACCUUUGGACAGAGCUCGCAUGGAGGACAUAGAUGGCUGCCCACUGGGCUGGGAUGCCCUGGGUGGUGUUUCUGAUGAUGACAUAGACGGUGUUCCCUUAGGAGCCACCGGUGGCAUCGAUGGCAUACCUUUGGAUGGCAGAAAUAUUGCUCUGAAAGUGCCUUUAUCAAAGUGGGAGAAGACAGGUGAAGCUCAAGCCAAAACAGAGUCUAAGUGGGACACUGUUGCAGAGCGAGACAGGGACAAUGCAGCAAAAGUGAGUGUCAACUCGCAAGAUGGCGGCGACAACUUGGAGAGUUACAGUAGUGACGACUCCUGUACUAAAUUUGAUAGUGCAGACUUCCAUAGAAGUUUUCAGAUUUCAGAAAGCAGGCGGAAAAGGUUGAGAGAAUUGGAGGUUCAGGUAAUGAAGAUCCAAGAUGAGUUGGAAUCUGGCAAGAGGCCAAGCAGGCCUGGAAUGAGCAUACAACAACAGGUGGAGCUCUACAGGAGCAAACUGUUGCAAAAGGAGUUUGAAAUAGAUGAAGCCAAGAAUGAGAAAACAUUGAAGUCCAAAGACAGAUCAAAGGAAAACCACAGGAACAAGGAAAGAAGCAAAAGAAGUGAAGAUGGGGAGAAAGGACGAGGAGGGAGUAGAGAUUCUGACGACCAGACCCGAAACUCUAAGAGUAUCUCUCCAUACAGGACGAGGUCUCCCAAGCGGUCCAAACAUUCCCGAUCGCCAUCUCCAGACAAGAAGGCAGGGAAGUCAAGGUCACCACAUCGAUCCCACAAGAAGCCCAAGAAGAGCAAACACUGACUCUGGACCCUUGUCGUCCAUUAGCUUGCCUGGUUACACAUUGAACCUCUGCAGUGAUCUUUAACCGGACUGACAUGUCUGUUAACUUGGUCCCAACUAAAACGCAAGAUUCAGAGCUUUUUUGUAUAAAGCUUGCACAAUGUAACUAUAUAUAUUUUUGUUUUAAUAUUUGUUUUUAAAAUGUUCCAUAAAUUACUGUAAAGUUCUGACACUAAAUAAAUCACUGUUGGAGAUGA